AUGGAUGAACCUGAAAGUAGUAGGCAUAAAGAGGUCAAUACUGAAAUUGAUGAUCAAUUUGCUCCAGAUGGCAAGGAUGAUGUUGUUGAUGUGAAAGAAGAGUUUGUAACAAGUGCAGACCAAGCUCAAGCAAAGGCCAUGCGCAAUGUGGGUAUGAAAACGAGUCAGAUCAUGGAUUUUAUGGUCCAUCAGUCAGGGGGUUAUGAGAAGGUAGGGUUCAUUCACAGAAAUUUGCACAAUCAAUUCCAAGCUGAGCGCAAAGUACAACUCGCAGAAGGGGAUGCAGAGGGUGCGUUAGGAUACUUAUUAGCUAAAUUAGAUACAGAUCCAUUAUUUUUUUUCAAAUACACUGUCGAUAAGGACAACCGGUUGGACAAGAUUUUUUGGGCAGAUUGUAGGUCUCGAAUGGAUUAUGCUGCAUUUGGUGAUGUAUUGGUAUUUGAUACAACUUAUCGUACAAAUGUAUAUAAGAAGCCAUUUGUAAUUCUAGCUGGCGUGAGUAACCAUUUCAUGACAACUAUAUUCGGAUGUGCUUUGUUGCCUAAUGAGACAAUGGAGACAUACACGUGGGUGUUGGAAAUGUUAAUGGAGGCCAUGGAUGGUAAAAGACCCAUCUUCGUUGUAACAGAUGGUGAUAGGGCAAUGCAUCAGGCAAUCAAAAGAGUUAUUCCAAACUGCAGACAUCGUUUAUGUUCUUGGCAUCUGGAGAAAAAUGCCUCAACAAAUGUCCACAUACCAGAAUUUACAACUGAUUUUGCACAAUUGAUGUUAAAGAAAUGUAAAAUUGAUGAGUUUGACAAUGCCUGGGAUGCUAUGGUGAAACAGUACAAGUUGGAGAACAAUAACUGGGUGUUGGAUAUUCAUCUGAAGCGUGAUAAUUGGGCUGAGGCAUAUCUCCGUGGUCACAUGUUCGCUGGAAUAAGGAGCACUCAACAUGUCGAGGGUAUGAAUGCAUAUUUCAAUAUAUUCCUAAACUAA
Camellia sinensis is the source of this 978-nucleotide messenger RNA. The record is from RefSeq and is a predicted model, not a curated record. Lineage: Eukaryota; Viridiplantae; Streptophyta; Magnoliopsida; Ericales; Theaceae.